CGGCCGGGGUGGGCUAGCCGAUGGUCACGGGCCGUCGCGGUCUCUGCUCGCCGCAGACGAUCCAGGAGCAGGCGGCGCGCGGCAGAUCUCGCCACAUGCGUGGCCCGUGGGGGGCGGCGGAAGGGGCGACGCGACGCGGCUUUAUAAAACCGAACCCCCCCACUCCGUAUUUCCCCGUCCCCGUAGCGCUUCUGUUCGGCGUCGGCCCUCCGCACCUGCGCUCACACCGAACACCGCACCGAGCCACUCGCAAGGAAAGCCGCCGCGGCGAGGAGGAGGAGAAGAGAGAGAGAGAGAGAAUGGGGAGAGGAGGGAUCGGACGUGCGGUGGACAUGGAGACCGCCGACUCCACCCGGGGGUUCGUCAAGGACGUCAAGCGCAUCGUCAUCAAGGUGGGCACUGCUGUUGUCACCGGGCAGAAUGGCCGAUUGGCUAUGGGUAGGCUCGGGUCUCUAUGUGAACAGAUUAAGCAACUGAAUUUUCAAGGGUAUGAGGUGAUUCUGGUCACCUCGGGAGCUGUUGGUGUUGGGAGGCAGAGACUCCAAUACCGCAAGCUUAUCCAUAGCAGCUUCGCUGAUCUGCAGAACCCGCAGAUGGACUUUGAUGGAAAGGCCUGUGCUGCCGUUGGUCAAAGUGGCUUAAUGGCGAUCUAUGACACGUUAUUUAGCCAACUUGACGUAACAUCAUCUCAACUUCUUGUGACGGACCGCGAUUUUAAGGAUCCAAGUUUCGGCGACCAGCUUCGCGAGACUGUUUUUUCUUUAUUAGAUCUCAAAGUAGUACCACUAUUUAAUGAGAACGACGCCAUCAGUACUAGGAGACAACCAUGUGAGGAUCCAUCUGAUACAUUCUGGGAUAACGACAGUUUGGCAGCUCUCUUGGCAGCAGAACUUAAUGCAGAUAUUCUUAUCAUCCUAAGUGAUGUGGAGGGACUCUAUAAUGGUCCACCAAGUGAUCCUCAAUCAAAGAUUAUCCACACAUACAUUAAUGAAAAACAUGGGAAGCUAAUUAGUUUCGGAGAGAAGUCUCGUGUAGGAAGAGGCGGAAUGCAAGCUAAAGUGGCUGCUGCUGCUAAUGCUGCAUCAAAAGGCGUACCUGUCGUGAUUGCAAGUGGUUUUGCAACAGAUAGCAUUAUUAAAGUUCUCAGAGGAGAAAAAGUUGGUACACUUUUCCACAAUGCAGCAAAUAUGUGGGAUUGUUCCAAGGAAGCUACAGCCCGAGAGAUGGCAGUUGCGGCGAGAGACUGUUCAAGAUGCCUACAAAAAUUAUCAUCUGAGGACCGUAAGAAGAUUUUGCUAGAUAUUGCUGAUGCUCUAGAAGCAAACGAGGAUUUAAUUAGGUCUGAAAACGAAGCUGAUGUCAAGGCGGCGCAAGAUGCAGGUUACGAAAAAUCUUUGGUUGCUAGGAUGACCCUAAAGGCAGGAAAGAUAACAAACCUAGCGAGAUCCAUUCGUGCAAUUGCGGACAUGGAUGAUCCUAUUGCCCACACAUUGAAAAGAACAGAGGUUGCUAAAGAUCUGGUUUUUGAGAAAACAUGUUGCCCAUUGGGUGUUCUCCUAAUUAUCUUUGAGUCACGUCCCGAUGCAUUGGUCCAGAUUGCGUCUUUAGCAAUCCGAAGUGGGAAUGGUCUUCUUUUGAAAGGAGGAAAAGAAGCUAUGAGAUCAAACACAAUAUUACAUAAGAUCAUAACUGGCGUGAUUCCAGAUGUUGUUGGUAAAAAGCUCAUUGGCCUUGUAACUAGCAAAGAUGAAAUUGCUGAUUUGCUAACGCUUGAUGAUGUGAUUGACCUUGUCAUUCCAAGAGGCAGUAAGAAUCUUGUUUCUCAAAUCAAAGCAGCAACCAAGAUUCCAGUUCUAGGGCACGCUGAUGGUAUCUGCCAUGUUUAUAUUGAUAAAUCAGCUGACAUGGAUAUGGCAAAACGUAUAGUAUUGGACGCAAAGGUUGAUUAUCCAGCAGCGUGUAAUGCAAUGGAAACAUUACUUGUUCAUAAAGAUCUGAACAAGAGUGAGGGCCUUGAUGAUCUAUUUGUGGAACUUGAAAAGGAAGGAGUUGUUAUUUAUGGUGGGCCUGUUGCGCAUGACAAAUUGAAAGUACCAAAGGUAGAAUCAUUUCGUCAUGAGUAUAGCUCAAUGGCUUGCACCCUUGAAUUUGUUGAUGAUGUACAGUCAGCGAUUGAUCAUAUAAAUCGUUAUGGAAGUGCGCACACGGAUUGCAUUAUCACAACUGAUGAAAAGGCUGCAGAGACUUUUUUGCAGCAAGUUGAUAGUGCUGCCGUGUUUCAUAAUGCAAGCACAAGGUUCUGUGAUGGGACUCGCUUCGGUCUAGGUGCAGAGGUUGGCAUAAGUACAGGGCGCAUACAUGCUCGUGGACCUGUUGGUGUUGAUGGGCUUAUAACUACACGCUGCAUUCUACGAGGGAGCGGGCAAGUAGUGAACGGUGACAAGGGAGUGGUAUACACCCACAAGGAGCUUCCUUUGCAAUGAGGCUAGUAAUGGCAAAGGACCUCUUCUGUAAAACAAUAUUUUGUAAGCAACCACUGAACUCCCCCUUUGGAGUAUCCUAUUCUCUAUGCAAUGCAACGGAGACAGCACCUAAAUGUCAUCAAAACGAGGGAAGAAACUGAUGUGUAGCUCAGUGGUGCCUCCUAUUCAUUAUACAAUGAUUUAUUUAUUAUUCAGACCAUUAUGGUACGAGGCUACCUAUAUAUAAGUCGUACUUGUAGAAUCAUCGAACUUGCUUCGAUACAUCUUUACUAUAGGUGUAGCACCUAGAUGAUGUACGAUGGUUUCGGAUGAAGCAUCGAGUCCGUUUUAUGCUUAUGAUAAUACAAAUAUAUGAUGAGCGCCUGAAA
Messenger RNA from Phragmites australis (common reed), 2851 nucleotides. Its product is annotated as delta-1-pyrroline-5-carboxylate synthase 2-like. The record is from RefSeq and is a predicted model, not a curated record. Bases 21 to 2483 code for a protein of 820 amino acids. Gene Ontology annotation, cellular component: cytoplasm. The transcript is spliced from 21 exons. NCBI's taxonomy places the organism in Eukaryota, Viridiplantae, Streptophyta, Magnoliopsida, Poales, Poaceae. Gene Ontology annotation, molecular function: glutamate 5-kinase activity; glutamate-5-semialdehyde dehydrogenase (NADP+) activity; ATP binding.